AGGCUGGCUGCUGCUGCGGCGGCGCGGGGACUGCGGGGACUGUGAGGCGGCCGCGCGGACAGCGACUCCCGGGGAAACCCGCUCCCCGGGAGCAGGAGCAGGCGCAGGAGCGGCGCCGUCCCAGGCCAGAGGCGAGCGCCGGGCGCCGGGAGAGCGGAGAGCCCCGGCAGCUGCCGGAGCGCGGGGGCGCGGCCCGAGGAAGCGACAGAGCGAGCCCAGGCCUGGGGAGGGCGCUGGGCGCCAGCCUCCUGCGCCGAACAUCCGAGGCGGCUUCGCGGGAGACAAAGCCGCGCGUAGAGACGCGAUGCCCGCCGAUCGCGAGCCCGGCCGGCGAGGGCGCGGGGGCUGCGGCGUCUGAGCGCGCCGAGCCUUGCGCCCGGGGGGACGCCGAACCCCGGGGCCGGUGCGGGCGGCGGCGGGCGGGGCCCAGGUGCGCCUGGCCGCGUCGGGCCCGUGACUGCUCGGGGGGCGGCGCCCUCCCGCCGCAGCCGCAGUGGCCGGCGCCGCAGCCAGGAGCCAUGGGCAACAUCUCCUCCAACAUCUCGGCCUUCCAGUCCCUGCAUAUCGUCAUGUUGGGCUUGGACUCGGCCGGCAAGACCACGGUGCUCUACCGGCUCAAGUUCAACGAGUUCGUGAACACGGUGCCCACCAUCGGCUUCAACACCGAGAAGAUCAAGCUGAGUAACGGCACGGCCAAGGGCAUCAGCUGCCACUUCUGGGACGUGGGCGGCCAGGAGAAGCUGCGGCCGCUGUGGAAGUCCUACAGCCGCUGCACGGACGGCAUCAUCUACGUGGUGGACUCGGUGGACGUGGACCGUCUGGAGGAGGCCAAGACGGAGCUGCACAAGGUGACCAAGUUCGCCGAGAACCAGGGCACGCCGCUGCUGGUCAUCGCCAACAAGCAGGACCUGCCCAAGUCGCUGCCGGUGGCCGAGAUCGAGAAGCAGCUGGCGCUGCACGAGCUUAUCCCGGCCACCACCUACCACGUCCAGCCGGCGUGCGCCAUCAUCGGCGAGGGCCUCACCGAGGGCAUGGACAAGCUCUAUGAGAUGAUCCUGAAACGCAGGAAGUCCCUCAAGCAGAAGAAGAAGCGGACUGGUGACUUAAGGAGCUGCGAAGGCUGAUUUACCGGCCUGCUCUCGACCUGCCCCCCACCCCCAGCUCAGGGGACCUUUUGUCUGAACGCUAGAGCUACUGACCAGGUCGGGGGGCCGCGGUGGGGAGUGGAAGAGCCGGUCCUGCUCUCCGCCCUCCCUACCCCAGGUGGAAGGCUCAGUUGUCCGAAAGACAAAGGCGAUUUCUUCCUACUACUGCAGGGCCAGAAGUUCAGGCUGCCCCGCCCCCACUGGGGGAUCGCACCUGUGAAUUACCUGAGGUAUGCAUUUCCCAGAACCCUGGGCGCACCCACGUGGGGGGGCAUGUUGGUUCUGGGGGGACCACUUCUCCUUGCAUUCAGGGGCUGUGAAGCUGAGUAAUUUUCGGUCACAGGGCAGGCCCCUGUUGAAAUUUCAUUUGUCCUGCUCUGGGUCCAGAGGAGCUGGUGGUUUGGGUCAUCAGAGGACUGCCUGGGACGGUGCAGUGGGCACGGAGCGCUGUGCUGGCCUGGCUGGGGAUGGCCGCGGAGAUGCCCUUUUCCUGGUGCUUUGUGGUGGCUGCAGGAGACCAGUUUUGUUGAGAACUGCUUUUCAGCCUGGAAUCAGACAUCUUCCAGAUGGUUUGGACCCUGUCCAUGUGUAGGUCAUUAUCACACAAAGAGACCAAUAAAAAUUUAAAAAAAAAAAAAAAAGACGAACUAUUGGAGGUGGUGGCCAAUGAUGCAUUUACUGUUUGCAGGAUAGUUAAAGGUGUUUAAAGGGUAAGGCUUUUGGUGUAAAUGCUGGAUGGGGUGUGUGUGUGUGAAUAUAGGGACCUCCCUCUGUACUGUGUAAUCGGCAUUAAUACCUAGACUCAUAUGUAUGGAAUUUUAAAUUCUCUUAGCCUACUGAUUGGUUUGGAUGAGCACACCAGCUGCAGGUGUGUGCUGAAUUGCAAGAUGAUAUAUUUUUUUUUUAACCAAGGGAUGUCUCUUGUAAUACCAACCGCGUGAUGAUGGGUUUUCAGACAUGUUGAAAAAAAAAAAAAAACUUUUACAAAUGAAUACUUACCUUAGAAAUAUUCACCUUAGGAAAAAAGACUUUGCUCUGCCCUUUUAUAUUCCUUUAUGCUGCAAGUGGCGACAUGUUCAGAUUUCUAAUUUGGUUCAUUGUGGCCUAUCUGGUUUAAGUAUUUCAUUAAAAAUGUCUCGUUAGAGUAUUUGAUGUCAUGCACCAAAAAAAUAAAACCCCACCUUGUUGCAAAAGCUGACCUCGUUGCAUGGAAUUAAAAGAGAAGGAAAAACACAAGGAUGAAGUCUUUCCGAAUUCAUUCUUGUGGGAACUGGCCUUCGGAGCCAGCCAGCACUUUGGGCAAAUGCAAACAACAAUGAGUGCUUGAGAUAAAAGAAAGUGUGACGUCAUGGUCACUGGUACUCAGGCACUUCACAGUUUACUUGAAAGAGGCUUUGGAAAAUAGAUAAAGUGAAAGAAGAAUAAAUACAUAUUUUUAAUAAUGUAAUUUUAAAAAUCCUUUAUAAUCAGGACUGAGUCUUGGUUUGCAGAAGCUGUCAUUUACCCUGAAACACAGUAUCAAAAGGGAAACUUAAAACAUACUGUUUGAUUUUUUUAUUUCCUCUUACAAUCCAUGUUUUCAGGUAGAAUUAUGACUUUCCCCCCAUUGUUACACAUUUCUUUACAAAGGAGGCCUGUAGAAAUGGGACACGAUCAAAUUAUGAGUCCAUGCCUAUUGUCCAUUACACACCGAAUGUUAAUUUAAGAACCAGAGGCAGAAGUUCUGGCUUCCUGCUUGAAACCCAAUUCUUAUAUGAAAUUUUUUAAAAGCAGAAACCUAGCAGCCCAUCUGCUUUUUCUCUUUCGUCGGUGUAUUUGGUACCCCUCCAAUGCUGGUCUUUUUGUAGAAACUCAGUAGAGAAAGUCUAGCUAAGCAGUGUUGAAAAGCCUGCAAGAUUUCAGUUUACAUAUCGACAGCAUAUUCACUGAUUUCUAAAUGGGCUGGUCCCAUCAUCUGAAGAUUCUGUAUAGAAUUAUUAAAAAAAAAAAUCCAUCUUUCUUUAUUUUCUUCACAUGCGACAAUUUCUUAAGCACUUUGACAUUUUGGUAGUUCCACACUAUUGAGAGAAUAAUAUAUUUAUUUUGUGACAUUGCAGAUGCCAAAUACUGUAACCUUCUCGUGAUAACAAUACUUAGGUUCAAGAUCACUGUUCAAACCCUGUCAUGCUUUAAAACUGAUGCGAGAUGAUUUUGUUUUUUGCAUAAUCGAUAAUUAAGGGUGCAAUCAGCUGUUAGUAAUUGUGCAGUAAAGUAAAGCCCUGUGGUGUAUCAACUACUAGUUAAGAGUCUCAGUUGAUUUCUGUAAUGUUUGACGUAAUAAUAGCCCAUUUCGUCUCUGACCCAACAGAGGAAGCACAGAUCAAAUCACCUUGGAGUGGUCACCAGGGGGACAGGGAGCCCCCCACCAAUGUAUCAAUGGGUGAUUUAUGAUGCCUUCUGCCCUUUGACGAGUGAAUGGGUUUCCCAUAGGGGAAGUUGGCCUCCCUCCGUGAGCUUUGGAAAUGUUUUCUAAUAGACACAGGGAGGCCAGUUUUGUUUCAGAGCAAUUAUCUUCCCGAAUUCUCUGUUCUGGUGUUGGGACUGUGUGCCCUGGUUUCUGUUUUCCUUUCUACUGCUGUAAUUCUCUGUCUCAUCAUCCUCCUCUUUUGUUUCUAUAACCUUUUAUAAUGCAUAUAUGAUGCUGUGAACAGAAAUAAAUUAUUUAUACAAUCAAA
Molecule: messenger RNA, 3859 nt
Organism: Symphalangus syndactylus (siamang)
Lineage: Eukaryota; Metazoa; Chordata; Mammalia; Primates; Hylobatidae
Gene: ARL4C
Product: ARF like GTPase 4C
Molecular function (GO): GTPase activity; GTP binding
Source: RefSeq, a predicted model, not a curated record